This is a messenger RNA of Panicum hallii, 745 nucleotides long. Its product is annotated as COX assembly mitochondrial protein 2 homolog. Gene Ontology annotation, cellular component: mitochondrion. The transcript is spliced from 5 exons. Bases 243 to 491 code for a protein of 82 amino acids. NCBI's taxonomy places the organism in Eukaryota, Viridiplantae, Streptophyta, Magnoliopsida, Poales, Poaceae. The record is from RefSeq and is a predicted model, not a curated record.
CUCUGUUUCUUUCCUCCUUUGCCUUCUCUCGGUCUCUCUCCUCCCUUGGUCUUCCUUUCCUGGCGGCGACGACUGGGCGAACGCCGGCGCCAUCCGUCACGUCUUCGCCCGGCCCUUUGCCGGCGCCGAGCAUCCACCAGCCCUCUUGGUUAAGCUUUGGCGGGGCUUAGCAUCGUGCACUAGCGACCUGUGGCGCUGUAAUACAUAGAUGACAGUUGAGGUUUCCAUAUCUUCCUCUGGAAAUGCAUCCCCCACUGACUUUACACAGGCAUCCUAUGUGCGCUGAGAUUAUCGAAGAAUUCCAGAAGUGCCAUUUGGACCACCCUGUCAAGAAGUUCUUUGGAGAAUGCACCGACCUUAAAAUCAAACUAGAUCACUGCUUCCGCCAGGAGAAAGCUUUGAAACGAAAGGCAAACUUUGAAGCAAGCAAGAAAUUUAAAGAACAGCUGCAGGCCUACAAAAGAGAAAUUGCAGAGAAAAACCAGGAAUAAGAACUUGGAACAAAGGUCAAGGACCUAAAGGUGGAUGCUCUUUAUCUGUGGCAGGAUGUCCUCAGUUGCUUCUAAAAAAACUCUCACAUGAUGAGUGGCAGCUAAAACCAGCAGCUAGAAGUUUAUGUUCUUCCUUGAUUCUGAGAUGUGCUGCUUUUUCCAUGUUCAUCCAUGCUUGUGUAAUAACGAUGAAGCUUUGUAUCAUACAUAGACAAAUCACUUUUGUUGCUUAAUACAGACAGUUUUAUUAGGAA